AUGGCUGCCGCAAUCUCCAAUCUCAUCGACAACCUGUGCGCAUUCGACGACGAAGACAACAUGGCCACUACUGCAGUUCAACUAGAGACAGAAACCACACCUGUCCCCGUCCGACCGUCUCGUGCCGUUGACACUCAUCUGUACUACUUCCCGGACGACCAAAUAAUCAAAGAUUUAUACCUCGGCACGGCUUCCAUGCACCUCAUGAAAUUCAAGCCGGUGCCUACGGCCAUCCACGACGUUCGGUCCAGCGAAGAAGAUUUCACUCUUGACAAAAACGGUUUCCAAUAUGUCAAGCAGAAGCCUUCCGUCAAAGACCUGAAAGGCAAUGACGACGAGAGGAUAAAGAAAGUUGUCUACGCGGAGACGGAAGAAUUAGUCAAGGCGAUGUGAGUACAGCGAUGUGAGCUCGAAUGGAGAAACGUGCUGAUUUUGAGAACAGCACUGGCGCCACGCAUGUUGUCAUAACGUCGCACUUGGUGCGGAUGAGUUCGUUGAAGGAUGUCACUGAAGCAGCUGAAAUGGCCGAAGACGAAAUGAAAGUGCUGCCGCCCGGCCCAGCGACGCACAUUCACGUUGGUAAGGUGUCUCCGAACCGAGCAUUGUGUCAAAGGCACCGUGUUGACACUGGAUUAACGCAGAUCAAUCCUACGAGAGCUCUGUCCAAUUUCUAAAGGACGCACUCACACCGGAAGAAGCCGCUCAAUUGCAAAAGACGCGCUGGGGCAUUAUCAACGUUUGGAGGCCCAUCAGUCGAGCAGUCACACGGUACAGAUAUCCUAGACCACCCCUCCUGGCAUUACGUAUUGACUGACUCUUGACUCCUUCAGCGACGCCCUUGCGGUAUGCGACUGGAACAGUCUCUCCCUCUCACAACUCCAGCCUGUCAUGGUACAUCUACCCACGUCAGAUGGCAAGUCCUCCAAUGAGAUCCAGCACUCUCGUAGCUUUGAGAGCUGGCGGUUGAAGCAUGCCGGAGAGGAAAACAAGUGGUAUUUCUGUUCGAACAUGACACCUGACGAGGCGUUGUUGAUCAAGAGCUUUGACUCCAAACUGGAUGGCAGGGCAAGAUUGGCGCCUCUUACAUCUUUUGAGAGUCGAUAUGAUAAAGGGCCGGCUAGAUGGAGCUUGGAGAUGAGGUGUCUGGUUUUCUGGGAGGAUCAGGAGGCAGAAUGA
This is a messenger RNA of Lecanosticta acicola, 1176 nucleotides long. NCBI's taxonomy places the organism in Eukaryota, Fungi, Ascomycota, Dothideomycetes, Mycosphaerellales, Mycosphaerellaceae. The record is from the annotation of a GenBank genome assembly.